Echinops telfairi (small Madagascar hedgehog) is the source of this 1968-nucleotide messenger RNA. It is a transcript of the gene FAM133B, whose product is annotated as family with sequence similarity 133 member B. NCBI's taxonomy places the organism in Eukaryota, Metazoa, Chordata, Mammalia, Afrosoricida, Tenrecidae. Bases 21 to 764 code for a protein of 247 amino acids. The transcript has a single exon. The record is from RefSeq and is a predicted model, not a curated record.
GCCUCCAGACCUCCGGCACCAUGGGGAAGAGGGACAAUCGGGUGGCCUAUAUGAACCCAAUAGCAAUGGCCAGAUCAAGGGGUCCAGUCCAAUCAUCCGGACCAACGAUACAAGAUUAUCUGAAUCGACCAAGGCCUACGUGGGAAGAAGUGAAAGAACAGCUAGAAAAGAAAAAGAAGGGCUCCAAGGCAUUGGCUGAAUUUGAAGAAAAAAUGAAUGAGAAUUGGAAGAAAGAACUAGAAAAACACAGGGAGAAACUAUUGAGUGGAAAUGAGAGCUCGUCCAAAAAAAGACAGAGAAAGAAAAAAGAAAAGAAGAAAUCUGGUAGGUAUUCAUCUUCUUCUUCAUCAAGCUCUGAUUCUUCCAGCAGUUCUUCAGAUUCUGGAGAUGAGGAUAAAAAACAAGGGAAAAGGAGAAAGAAAAAGAAGAACCGUUCACAUAAAUCUUCGGAAAGCUCCAUAUCAGAAACUGAUUCAGACAGUAAGGAUAGCUUUAAAAAGAAAAAGAAGUCAAAGGAUGCAACUGAGAAAGAAAAGGAUUUGAAAGGACUUGGCAAGAAAAGAAAACUGUGUCCUGAGGAUAAGCCGUUAUCAUCGGAAUCCUUUUCAGAAUCAGAUUAUAUUGAGGAGGGACGAGCAAAAAAGAAGAAAAGCAUUGAAGAACGAGAAAAAGUAACAGAAAAGACGAAGAAGAAAAAGAAGCAUAAGAAGCACAGUAAGAAAAAGAAAAAGAAGGCGGCUAGUUCGAGUCCUGACUCACCGUGAUGGAGGUUACGAAAACCAGGAUUCCCGUAAAAAGAAAGUGCAAUGUCUAAGGAAAUUUCAGCUGUGAGAAAUAUGACCUAUUUACAACAUGCAUGAAUUUUCUUGUUUUAAAAUUUAUUCCUGGAAUUGUAAUAGCCACUCAGACGCUGCUGUGUGAAAGGGCCCUGAUUGUUGCCUGCUGCUUGAACAUCUUUUGUUUCCUCUUCCAGUCCUCUCCAGCUCUGGAGGAAGGACACUGCAGUGAUACUAGUGGUUAAGGAAUAUGGGGGAUAAAGUGAGUAUUUUUUACUAGAAAUAUGUUAUUUAAGGCAGCGGAAUUUGAACCUGGAUACAUGUCGAAGACGUGUUCAGAAAUAUCCAGCUGAUUCUAGAUAUUAGCGUUUUAAAGUGAGGAUUACAUUGAAAUUUCAAAAUCCUUACUCUGUAGAUAGAUGCAUUUUAUUUUUUUCCCUCCUGUAUACUUUAUUUACCUGGGGAAGGAGCUUUUCGGGAGGGAGAGGGUGGUUGGCUAUCUCUAGCUAGCGGAACAGCGUGCCUUUGAUCCUCACGCAUCCCGUUUUUGUGGGUGCCUCAGCCGUGCUUCCUGGGGAGGGCAGAGCUGGCUCCAAGCAGCCUGGCUCUUGACUGAGCUUAGUGAUAUCCUUGGAGUCUGUCUGUGCUACUUUGAGGGAACCAGAGAAAGAGAAAGAGCCCUUUGCAGCAUGAGAGAGCCCCCAAAGCUCUGGAAUUUACCUCCACUUUAAUAAUACUGAAUAUUUUUUAGCAUUAGAAUGUGUUAAUGUUAUUUGAAUUAAUUUUGACUACACUUUGGCUUGGGACAGUAAUCAUUUCAAAUAAACACUGGUACUUUUUGAACUUGAUAGCUUAAAGAUUCUAAAAUGCAUGUUUUAUACUGUUCAAUUUUCACCAGUUAUGAAACCAGUGACAGUUACUUUAUUUUUAUAUGGAUUUUGUUUAGGCUGCAAUGUUUAGCUUUUGUAACUCCUUACUCCUGCUAUCUGAAAGUUUAUUUCUGUGUUUAAUGGCAUAUUUGCUGAGAAAUUAAGCAUGUAAAAACCAGGUUUUGAUUUUUUUUUCCUGUUGUAUUUUUUUAACAGCUUCAUAUUGAAGCUGAGAUUUUUACCAUAUCCAAGUUGAGUGCAAGCCUGGUGUGCUGGAUCUUGUUACAUAAAGCUAUUGCCAGAAUCUUAGUAAAUAUGAUGUU